This is a messenger RNA of Hemicordylus capensis (graceful crag lizard), 5725 nucleotides long. It is a transcript of the gene ABCB9, whose product is annotated as ATP binding cassette subfamily B member 9. Gene Ontology annotation, molecular function: ATP hydrolysis activity; ATP binding; ABC-type oligopeptide transporter activity. Lineage: Eukaryota; Metazoa; Chordata; Lepidosauria; Squamata; Cordylidae. Gene Ontology annotation, biological process: peptide transport; transmembrane transport. The coding region runs from base 1575 to 3926 and encodes 783 amino acids. The transcript is spliced from 12 exons. Gene Ontology annotation, cellular component: lysosomal membrane. The record is from RefSeq and is a predicted model, not a curated record.
GCAGAGUAAAAUCUAUCUAUCUAUCUGUCCUAUGUGCCACAAUAGAACAUCAUCCUAAAUUGUUUUUUUAAAAGGUUUUGUAAAUUGUGGCUGAUGCAAGUCAUGUAAUGGUCCUAGAGAAAGACAUGCUGUUCUGGUAGCUCCAGGUCUUAACAUUCACAUCAGCUUCGGAGGAUGAAUACAAGUGAAGGAAGCCCGGGCAGGUGUGUGGCUGGGGGAGUCAGUCAUGUGACUUGCCUCUGGGGGGCCCCAGACAACUGUCUGCCCUUGCCCUAUUAUAGUUACGCCCCUGGAUGCUUGUGUCUGCACGUUUCCUCCCCUUUUGCACUCCCCUGCAGUUGCUUGCUUCUGCUUUGGCAUAAACCAUAGUUUGCCAUUAUGUCUCGGCUUGCAAACUGCAGGUUGUGCUAUAGACCCACAGCCCUGAUCCUCAAAGGCCACUAAUAUGAAAAACACCCCCCCCCCCAAUCUAAUCCACCUUCUGGUGGCUGUUGAGCAGGAUAGGGGCCAAGGACAAUCUUCCACAGCAGAAUUUAUCUCUGAAUACACCUUUUGAAUUCAGGUACCUUUUGGUCUAGACUACUUUUGACGCUGCCUUCUGUCCAUGGCUUGCCAGUCUUGAGAGUCAUCCAAGAACAUCCAUUUGGCUAUGGCCAUCCAUGUGGCCAUGGAGAGCAAGGCGCUCCUGUAGAGAGAAAUUCAGUAGCAACUAUUCCAUACUUCUGGAUCUUCCUUUCCUUUAGAGCUUUAACAUCAUCUUGGCAAAAAUUUGUGGCUGGGCUGAGCAGGGGGUUCGUCUCUGUGGCCAUAAUGUAGAAAACGGUUGUUGACACGAGCUAAAUAGAACCUCCAUGUAUUGAGGCAGUCUACCUCUGAGUACAGAUGCACUAAUAUUUCCUUAGGCCUGUGGUGUGGACUCCUCAGAGCCUUUAGCUGGGCUAGAUCCAGCAGGUCUCUUAUGGUUGUGUCUUAAAAAAAAAAAAAAAAAAGCAACUCCCACUGUGGCAUUAAAUAAAGCCUUCCUCCCUAGCAUAUCUGCAUAGGAUUGCGGGCUUGCAUCCCUAAACCCAAUCUCCCCCCCGCUUGGAAGAUGGAUGUUUUGUCUCGUCUAUAUCAAACGGGAUUUUUCGCAAGCAAGUGUGGGAGGAAAUCCAGGUUGAAUUACAGCCUUCGAGAACUCGGCUCUGACACUGGAGGGGGUUUAAAAAAAAAAAAAAGCAAGCAACACUCUCAACUCCAAAAAAUCUGGAAAGAAUCGCCCCCCCCCCCCACUAGUGCUUCCAAAAGGGGCCACACGGCCAAGAUGCUCCCAGCUGCAGAGGCGUGGGGGCGGGGCCUGGUGACGCACCCUGGGGAGGCCCCGCCCACUUCCGACCUUGUCCUGGGAAAGAUCUGAGAGCAGUACCGGCUGGCCGGCUCGCAAGGAUGACCUCCUGUCCCGCUACUCCUGCCUGCAGGAAAGACUGGGUGGACAUGCAAGGUUUAAACCUUGGCUAGGACGCUCCCCUGUUCCUCCUCCUCCCUCCUCUCUUGCUGUCCCUCCACCUUCUACCUCAGUCCAGAAGAAGCUGAAGAUGCGAGCCUGGAAAGCCGUGGCCAGCACUCUGGCUUUCACAGGUGUGGACGUGACGGUGACCAGUUUGCUGUACGAACACAGCCACAGCGGCAGCAGCAUCCUUCAGGACCUCAAGCACUUUAAUAUCUUCAACUCCAUGUUGGACGUUUGGGGGGCUUGUCUGUACAGGAGUUGCUUGCUUCUGGGCGCGGCGAUCGGGGUAGCCAAAAAUACCAACUACGGCCCCAAGCGGUUGAAAGCCUCCCGGACUCUGAUCACACUCGUCUGUCUUGCUGUGGGGAUUUAUGCCCUGGUCAAGCUGCUCCUCUACUCGGAGGUGAGGAAGACCAUCAAGGACCCCUGGUUCUGGAGCUUGUUUGCCUGGACAUAUGUCUCGCUCGUAGCCACGUUCGCUUUAUGGCAGCUGCUGGCUUCUGUGAAACCCGCCCGGGAGACUCUGGGAGUCAAUUCCGAAUCCAGGACUGAAGCUGAGGAGAUUGGUGACCCGAGUUCCCUCGGCACUCAGGAAAAGAAAGAGGAGGCUUCGGCAGCUACCAUCUGCAAGCUCUUGUCUUACACCAAGCCAGACGUCCACUUCCUUAUCGUGGCCUUUUUCUUCCUCUUACUUGCUGCUUUAGGAGAGACGUUCCUUCCCUACUACACAGGCCGGGCCAUCGAUGGAAUCGUCAUCCAAAAGAGCAUGGACCGGUUUUCCAGUGCAGUGGUGAUAAUGGCCAUUUUAGCCAUAGGAAGCUCAUUUGCCGCAGGUAUCCGGGGUGGCGUCUUUACGCUGAUUUUCGCCAGGUUGAACAUCCGGCUUCGCAACAGCCUUUUCCGCUCGCUGGUCUCGCAGGAAAUGAGUUUUUUUGACGAAAAUCUCACCGGCGACAUUAUUUCCCGGCUGACCUCCGACACCACGAUCGUGAGUGACCUGGUCUCGCAGAACAUCAACAUCUUCCUGCGUAACGUGGUCAAGGCCACGGGAGUGAUUGUCUUCAUGUUCAGCCUGUCUUGGCAGCUCUCCCUGGUGACUUUCAUGGGCUUCCCCAUCAUCAUGCUCGUGUCGGACCUUUACGGGAAAUACUACAAGAAGCUCUCCAAAGACGUUCAGAACGCGUUGGCAAAAGCCAACAAUACAGCUGAGGAAACCAUCUCAGCUAUGAAGACUGUCCGCAGCUUUGCCAAUGAGGAAGUUGAAGCGAACGUCUAUUGGGACAAGCUGCAGCAGGUCUACAAACUCAACAAAAAAGAAGCCAUGGCUUACACGUACUACGUGUGGUCCAGUGGACUCACACUCCUGAUCGUUCAAGUCAGCAUCCUGUACUACGGUGGCCACCUGGUGAUCUCUGACCGGAUGACCAGCGGGAACUUGAUAUCCUUCAUUAUUUAUGAGUUCGUCCUGGGAGACUGCAUGGAGUCCAUUGGAUCAGUCUACAGCGGGCUGAUGCAGGGAGUUGGAGCUGCUGAGAAAGUGUUUGAAUUCAUAGACCGCAAGCCAACCAUGGUGCAUGAUGGGACUCUGGCCCCUAGCCAGCUGGAAGGCAAAGUGGAGUUCCGGAACGUCACUUUUGCUUACCGCACCCGACGGGCAACCCAGGUUUUGCAGAAUGUCUCCUUCACCCUCCACCCUGGGAAAGUGACGGCACUGGUGGGACCUUCUGGCAGCGGGAAGAGCUCUUGCGUCAACAUUAUGGAGAACUUCUACCCUCUGCUCGAUGGGGAAGUCCUGCUGGAUGGGCAGCCUAUCAAUAUGUAUGAGCACAAGUUCCUGCAUUCCGUGAUCUCUUUGGUGAGCCAAGAGCCGGUGCUCUUUGCCCGAUCGAUUGCGGCAAACAUCUCCUAUGGCUUGACCUCAGCCCCUUACGAAUCUGUCGUUCAGGCUUCCCAGAAGGCCAAUGCGCACACGUUUAUCACGGAAUUGCAAGAUGGCUACCACACAGAAGCUGGAGAAAAGGGAGCCCAGCUUUCUGGUGGUCAGAAGCAGAGAGUGGCUAUUGCAAGAGCUUUGAUCAGAAACCCUCCAAUCCUGAUCCUGGAUGAAGCCACAAGUGCACUGGAUGCAGAGAGUGAGCAUGCAAUCCAGCAGGCCAUUUAUGGGGAUGUCCAGAACCACACGGUGCUCAUCAUAGCACACAGGCUGAGCACUGUGGAGAAGGCACACAAUAUUAUUGUUCUUGACAAGGGUCACGUGGUACAGCAAGGGACACACAAGCAGCUCAUGGAAGAAGGAGGCCUUUAUUACAAGCUGGUGCAAAGACAGAUCCUGGGUCACGAAACUGGCACGGGGGACAGCUGUCAACUGGACGGCAGCUUGACCAGCGUCCGGAGAGAUUCUCCACAGACUGGAAAGGCCGAAGAGCUCCGGGUGUAACGGCACAUGUGGCAGCCUCUCCAACUUGGACUGGGCGAUCACACUGUCGAGCAAACUCAGAGGCAAAAGCACUACAGAGUCCAGCUGGCAUCCUGCUGGGAGAGGCAUCCUCUUAACUAAAGCCUCACCAGUGUCUUCUGUACGACGAGGUCUGUUUACAGCCAUAAGCACUAAGCUUUUCAUGCACAUUCUUCCUAGCAGACAGAGCUCUGCUGAUCAGCAAGAGAGGCAGCGGUCUAACCAUCCUCGGGGCAGCCCAUGAGUUAUCCCCCCCCCCAAUGAUAACGCAUGUAAAAUGUUCUGCCGUCUGUAACUGAUGUGAUCUUAGGUGCAUGCAUUUGUAUGAGGAGGAGGACAACCUGUGAAGGAUUUUGGAAGGUGGUUGUGUGUGUACUGGUGAGAGAGGGCUGGCUGAACAUUGAGGUCUGAGCCAGCAGCAGCUUUUUGGGAUCACUGCAGUCCCUGUGAACAUCCAUGGAAGUUUGGUUGGGCCUAAAGUGCAGCACAGUCAUUGACACAUACUUCCUACAGGGUGCUUGACCCAAUUUUUGACAGACCCGGGGAAAAUAGCUAUUGGUUCUGGAUACUGCCAAUGUGGAAUGUGGGCAGCUUAAUAUAGUGUGAUAUUCACACUGUGGGAGCAUGAUAACUUCUAAAAGGCAGGAGCCUUUAAGGCUAUUUAGUGUGGGCAUCCAGAACCAUUGUUCCUUUUUGAAAAAACUUAGGCUACGUUCUCCAAAGCAGCCCUGCAGCAGAAUCUCCAUCUGCUCUGAAGCGAUGAAAGGUGACUGGUGACCUGCAUCCUCAGCCUGCAGUGGUUACCUUGAUGGUAGCGAACCUUCUAGCAGAUGCUUCUUCCUACAAAAGUCUGUUUAGCAGUUGAUUUUAGAGGUGGGCAGUUGAUUGGAAAAAGAGAAGCAGCUUUAAAUUGCAAGCUGGAACAAUUUUUAAAACUGGAUACCUCAGUUGGCUUCUUGCAUCUUGUCAAUUUGGCCACCCAAAUUCGCAGCAAACAAGACAAUGCUAUUUGCAAGGGCAGUAUGUGUUUUGUCAGGGAGGGGAGGGGUGUGUAUUUAGAUUCCUCAAAGCUGGCAUGAGACACACACCCACACCCCAUUCAACAUGCUUCACUGGAUGCAAUUCCCGUUCAAAGUAGGAGGUUGGGCAAGAGCACACCUGUUCGCUUGCAUGGCUAACUUCUUUCCAGGCAGUUUUCCGAUGCAUUGUGCCCAGGUGUGCAUGUGUGAGCGUGUUUGUGUGCAAAAUCCCAACACAGUCUUAAGGUGUGGACCCUGCUAGCAAUUCCAAAUAAUUGGUGAGUUAUGGGAGUCAUUCUUUGCUUUCUUUUGAUAAUCAGGUUCAGGCUGCCUGUAUGACUGUGUUUAAGUGUGUGCGUGUGCGAUUGAUAUCAGUGUAAUCGGGAGGGGGAGCAAGAACUUUGAUUCUAGCUCCAUUUGCACUAUCAAAUUUGACCUGGACUACUUACAGUUUGACACACGACUGGGUAUCGGGCAGCCAUUGGUGUGCUUUAGAAGACAGAACAAGGCUAUGAAUGGAGACUGAGCCAUUUCAGGAAAGGUUUUUUCUUCACUCUCUUAAACUCUCGAAUUGCACUCUGUUAUGAAAUAACCUCAAGCACUUUAGCUCAUUUUAAUUCCUUUCUGAUAUUUUGAUGCUGCAGUGUUUCCAGCAGCGUUUUCUGGUUUGCAGUAUUUAACAGAAGCGUAUUGUCCCUCUUGGGUUUAGUGAUAUUUUACAAAGACUUUGCAAAAUAAAAAUAAGACUACCUCUGACACUCA